Westerdykella ornata is the source of this 1887-nucleotide messenger RNA. RefSeq lists its product as uncharacterized. The record is from RefSeq and is a predicted model, not a curated record. NCBI's taxonomy places the organism in Eukaryota, Fungi, Ascomycota, Dothideomycetes, Pleosporales, Sporormiaceae. Gene Ontology annotation, cellular component: extracellular region. The coding region runs from base 229 to 1728 and encodes 499 amino acids. The transcript has 5 exons.
CAGACAUCGCUAGCUCAGCUAUCCGCGAUAGGAAGGUCAAAUCUCGCCUCUGGUCGGGAUUAGGCUUGAUGCGACCAUGGACCAGGCGGUGUCGUAUCGUGAACACUGAUGGACCGGGCUGGUGGGAACGAAGCGGGGAGCCAUAUAUAAGGAAGCCUACGCUGCUCUUUGCGAAUGCCACUGCCAGCUCGAAAUCCCAUCGAAGACUUCGUGGUUCCUGUUAACAAGAUGAAGUACUCCACCAUCGCAAUGGCAUUAUUGCCAUUGGUCUCCGCAGCAGGCUUUUCCAGGCAGCAGUAUGAGUCGGGAGAGGUCAUGGCCUUGAUGAUGCAGGCGAAAGAGCGUGCCUGGGCGAAACACCGAGCCGCUGGUGGCUUCGAUCACAGAAAAUGGAGGGGCUUCCGUGACAGGCGCUCUGACAAGAACCGCAUUCGAUGCAUCAACGGCAAGGUGGAGGCUGUCAAGGGGGACCCCAGCCAGACGUACAAAUGCAAGGACAUUGAUCUGUACGACUUCUUGACCCACGGGGAGCUCGGCAGCACUACCGGAGAGGGUUCCGGUUCCUGGGGAUGGAGCCAUAAAGGUCGCGAGUUCAUCAUCAUCGGACAGGCCGAUGGUGCUGCCUUCGCCGAGGUCUCGAAGGAAGGCCAGCUCAUCUAUCUCGGUCGCCUUCCCCAGCAGUCUGAGCCCGUCAUCUGGCGCGAGAUCAAGACUCUCGGAAACUACGUCAUCAUCGGCUCCGAGGCCAAAUAUCACGGCGUCCAGAUUUUCGAUCUUCGCAAGCUUCUUACUGUCGAUCCCAAGAAGCCAAAGGUGUUCUCGACCCAGACCGACCUCACUGCGCUCUUCAACGACCUCCCCAUGGGACGUGUACACAACGUCGUUGUCAAUGAGGAGAAGAACUAUGCCGUUGGCGUUGGUGCUCAGCCUCGCAACGACACGUGCGCAUCUGGUCUCAUCUUCAUCAACAUGGAUAAUCCGGCGAAACCGUACAAGACCGGCUGCGCGCCGCAGGACGGCUACGUCCAUGAUGCUCAGUGCAUCGUUUACCGUGGCCCUCACAAGAAGUACUACGGCCGUGACAUUUGCUACGGCUACAACGAGGAUACCCUGACCAUCUACGACGUCACCGACAAGAAGGGCGGCAACUCCUCUACCAUCAUUUCUCGCACCCCCUACGUUGGCGCCACCUACACUCACCAAGGCUGGGUCCUCGACCCCAAUUGGCAAACCCACCUGGUCAUGGACGACGAGCUCGACGAGGGCGAACUCGACCCAGAGCACACCAACCCGGACAGCCCCGCAAAGGACGGCUUCCCCGUCACCUACAUCUGGGACAUCACCAACCUCGAGAAGCCCGUCAACACGGGUUACUACAAGUCGAGCACGCGCUCCGUCGACCACAACCAAUUCGUCUACGACGGCCUCUCGUACCAGUCCAACUACCAGGCCGGCCUCCACGUCCUCGACGUCAGCUCCAUCCCCUUUGUCCCCAGCGGUAAAGAAGUCAAGGAGAUUGCGUUCUUUGAUACGUACCCUGAGGAUGAUCAUGAGGAGGGUGGCGGUCGUGCGGUUUGGGAGGCUGGGACCUGGAGCCAUUAUACCUUCCCGAGCGGGUGGAUUGUGAUCAAUACUAUCGACCGUGGGGCAUUCCUCGUUAGGCUGAGCAAGUUCAAGGGCCGUGGCAAGGGGAAGCGCCAUGUCCAGCGUGAUCACUGGGUCUCCUAGUUUUAGGUCGCAUGUUUGAUUUCAUUGAAUCUUUGGGAAGGGUGGAUAUGGCACGGUUAGUGGCUAGAUAGUAAACUUUGCAUUUCGAUUUCAUUGAUCUUGGGGAAGGAUUUGCAUGUUUAGUGCUUGAUUGAUAGAUAAUGUACUUUGCAUCUAUUC